Messenger RNA from Alternaria atra, 717 nucleotides. RefSeq lists its product as uncharacterized. The transcript is spliced from 4 exons. NCBI's taxonomy places the organism in Eukaryota, Fungi, Ascomycota, Dothideomycetes, Pleosporales, Pleosporaceae. The record is from RefSeq and is a predicted model, not a curated record. The coding region runs from base 1 to 717 and encodes 238 amino acids.
AUGAGCACCUUGGGCUUCAUGAUGCCACCUUCGCAGUACGGUAUGGGUCAUUACGGCUCUCCACAGACAUCCUACUCGUCAGGUUAUCCACCGCUGCAAUCUUACGCGGAGCCAAGGUCUUCAAAUUCAAAUCCAUACAGCUCAUCUUAUGCUUCAAGUCCAGUGCACAACGAAAGUCAACAAAGAAGACCCGAUCAACACACUAUUCUGCCACCAUACCAGCCUCAGCACCCAUCCCUUCCACGGAGCCCGUAUCAGCAGCAACAAUCUACUGAUCCUCUGCGAGGCCAUGUAUCUUCCAUGGCUCCUUCGGCACAUUCUUACACGUACUCAGCGCCGCAUAAUAGUGUCCCGAACCAGUCAUUGGGAAGUAACACUUAUUCUUCUUCACAACCGUAUCCAGCAACUACUUACGGUUCCAACGAGUAUCAUCCACUACCAACUAUGUACCCACCAACGACUACGACACCUACCGUGUAUCCGUCGUACGAGUCUUCGCAGAGUGCUCCACCACCUAGUGGUUCAGUGCCUGCACUAUCUUCAUCACCAAGCACGCAAGUAACCUUCUACGACAUCAACGAGAAAAAUCAGGAACUGCGUCGAAAAGCUCCUGCCCCAGGUGUGGAGCCGAGUUCACACGCACUACUGCAAGGAACGGACACAUGGCGCAUGAUAAAUGCAAGCCAAGAAGAGCGUCAGAAACAAGCGGAUAAGUGA